Molecule: messenger RNA, 411 nt
Organism: Protopolystoma xenopodis
Lineage: Eukaryota; Metazoa; Platyhelminthes; Monogenea; Polystomatidea; Polystomatidae
Source: the annotation of a GenBank genome assembly
AUGCCUGUACCUCACAAGCCUCAGCUCAGUCUGCAAAGGCAUCACAGCGAACCUCUUCUUCCAAGUCACGGUGUCCUUUCGAGUCGGCACCGGCUCUUCUACAACAUCAUCGAUGCCGACAAGUAUUUGAGCUGCGUUUGCCGCGCCUGUCAAGAGCCGAGAGUGAAGUCAGUCUGUUCCUGUCCAGUCAAUCCUUCCGUCUAUCAAACGCAUCGCUUUCUUCCGCGUUGGCACGGCAACACAUGUCCGUCAGAACGACAUCAUGCAGCUGGCCAUUCAACGUGUCUUGAUGACUUUACAAAUCAUUGCAGUCUGCACAGGACAGGUUAUCGUAGCCGCGUCGUCUGGCGUCACGGUUCCAAGCGUUUGACGAAGAAGACGGAGACUGCAUUCGCAGGAGAUCAAAGGUAA